Molecule: messenger RNA, 1894 nt
Organism: Zea mays
Lineage: Eukaryota; Viridiplantae; Streptophyta; Magnoliopsida; Poales; Poaceae
Product: UDP-glycosyltransferase 88A1
Molecular function (GO): UDP-glucosyltransferase activity
Source: RefSeq, marked provisional
CACACGGCGUGCGUCCCUAGGCUCCACCCCCCCCCCCCCCCCCCCCCCCACUCCAUCUCCAUCUCCAUCUAGUCUUCUUCCCCGAAAGGGAGAAAGCACUUGCCUCCGAUCCAGCACCACCAGUAUGCAAGCCAUCAAGAAGACGAUCGUUCUGUACCCCGGUCUCUUCGUCAGCCACUUCGUCCCGAUGAUGCAACUCGCUGACGUCCUCCUGGAGGAGGGCUACGCUGUUGCGGUCGCGCUCAUCGACCUCACCAUGGACCAGGACGUCACUUUGGCAGCCGCCGUCGACCGCGUCGCCUCCGCCAAGCCGUCGGUCACCAUCCACAGGCUCCCUCGGAUCCAGAACCCUCCCGCGAUCACGGACUGCGGUGGCGACGGACUCCUCUGGUACUUCAAGACCGUGAAACGCUACAACGAUCCCCUCCGUGAGUUCCUCUGCUCCCUGCAGCAGCAGCAGCCUGCCCGAAGCGUCGUCCACGCGGUGAUCCUGGACGGGCCCUCCGCCGACGCGCUCGACGUCACCAAGGAGCUCGGGAUCCCGGCCUACACCUUCUACGCCACCAACGCCUCCGCCGUCGCGGUGUUCCUCCAGCUUCCUUGGACCCACGCGGAAGGCCAGCCAAGCUUCAAGGAGCUCGGAGACACCCCUCUCAGCAUCUCCGGCGUCCCACCCAUGCCGGCGUCGUACCUCAUGCCACCGAUGCUCGACGACCCGGCCAGCGAGACGUACAAGACGAUGAUGCGUGUGUCGCGCCGGAACCCGGAGCCCGAAGGCAUCUUGGUGAACACGUUCGCGUCGCUGGAGGGCCGGGUGCUGAGAGCUCUCAGGGACCCACUGUUCCUCCCCAUCGGCGACGACGGGUGCAGGAGGAUGCCUCCGGUGUACUGUGUUGGGCCGUUGGUUGUGGGAGCCGGUGACGGCGACGGCGUCGGCGUCGGCGAGGCGAAAGAAAAGCACGAGUGCCUCGCGUGGCUCGACGAGCAACCGGAGCGCAGCGUCGUGUUCCUCUGCUUCGGAAGCUUAGGCGCCGCCGCCCACUCGGAGGAGCAGCUCAAGGAGAUUGCCGUCGGCCUGGAGAGGUCCGGGCACCGGUUCCUGUGGGUGGUGCGGGCUCCUCUCCCCACCGAGGGCGUGGACCCAGGGAGGCUGUUCGACCCGCGCGCCGACUUCGACCUCUGUGCGCUCCUGCCGGCCGGGUUCUUGGAGAGGACCAGAGCUCGCGGCCUCGUUGUCAAGCUAUGGGCGCCGCAGGUGAACGUGCUCAACCACAGGGCCACAGGUGCCUUCGUGACGCACUGCGGGUGGAACUCGGUGAUGGAGGCGGUCACGGCCGGAGUGCCUAUGCUUUGCUGGCCUAUGUACGCGGAGCAGAAGAUGAACUCGGUGGUCAUGGUGGAGGAGGCCGGGAUCGGUGUGGAUCUGGUUGGAUGGCAGCAGGGACUGGUCAACGCCGAGGAGGUCGAGCGCAAGGUAAAGAUGGUAAUGGAGUUCAAGGAAGGGGAGCAGCUCAGAGCACGUGUGACGGCGCACAGGGAUGCCGCGGCCGUGGCCUGGAAGGAUGGCGGCUCAUCGCGCGCGGCAUUUGGUCUGUUCUUGUCGGACGUGGACAACCAUGUACACAAGGCCAAGACAUGGAGUAGCGCUAAUGGUCGCGAUGGCAAAUUGGGUCAAAGCUGAAAUGACUUGUAAGAUGUGGUAUGUAGAAUAACUUGUUAAGAUCCAUGGAAUGAUCACUGGGAACGAUCGUUGUGUAAGCAGGCGCAGGCCUUAGCUGUAAGCGUGCGAGUGAGUUUUAUGGUCUUUCUAGAUUACGAUACAAUCGUAAUUUGUUAGGAUUUUUUUUAUAAAGUCGUAUGAGCUGGCAGUGGAAAUUGAAAAGGUUUAAACGUU